AAAAUCUUUACGAGACUAAGUACAUUAAUUGAAAUUCAAAAACUCAGAAAUACGAAGACUCCUUACGAGGACUAUUUGUAAUUGUAUUUUCAAAACAAGAUGGCUCUAGCGCGCGCAAGUGUGUCAGAAGCUGCGCUUCGUCGCCCCAACGUUCUCAGUGGUGCUCUGUCAGAGCAGCUGACCAAUCAACGACUAGGUCUGCGUUUACAACCUGGCAAGCAAGACCAGCAAUCCGAUGGAGCAGGAACGCGAUAUCGUGUCGUAACCUAUGUGCACGGAGACGGCGGUGAAGGUGAUCAAGGUGGCCUACAGAUAGCUGGGCAACGCAAGAAACCGCUAGGCUUAGCUUUAAAUCCACGAUAUGUGGAGAGCUACGUUACUGGGGUCGAUUUGGAUCGAUAUUGCAGUUAUGGUCAUUGGUCGACUAGAGAUAGAGUGUGAGUUCAACUUUAUUUUUCUUACCCCUGCUAGUUCUAGUUCUAGUACGGUAGUACCAAUACUGAUUGGUGAGUUUGUUUAAGGAGGCAUUCCGCCAGGCGUUGACUAUCUUCGAUCUGAUUUGUUGACACCGAAUGUCGAUUUUCUAUUCAUGAUGUUCUUGUUGAUGGUCCUGUUGAUGUUCUUGUUCUAGGUGCUCCUCAUCUUCUAGUUUUCAUUUGCCGUUCUAAGGCAAAGAAGUUCAGAACGGCGUUUACUGGCGCGACGGCGAUUGUGAGUUUUUUCAGGGCGUCGACGAGAAGAAAAGGCCAUUUUUGCACAGGGACUUGUUCAUGGAGGAGCAUGUGGAAGCGGAGAAAGCUAAGAGAGCUGCUGCUGCCUUACGAGCGUCUUCUUCUGGCGAAAAUGAAAAUGGUAAGACUUCUCUUGCAAAGUCGAAGUCAGCGUCGUCAAUAGGCAGUGGAGGUAGAGGACUACUUUUUGGGAGCAGGAAACAAGCACUAGCAAAGGGUGCAACUACCACAUCAACUACUGCUGGGAGCAAAGCGAGUAAACGUCCAACUACAACAUCAGCAUUCAUCCCUGGAUCAUCCGCAAACGCAAAAAACAAGAAAGCAUGGUACAUGAGGAAGAAUAAAGACGGCACAGUGGUAUUCGAUUUUAUCGCUCGUGUAGAGGAUCACACGAUAUAUCCUAAAUUGCCUCGAGACGCCCUUGUAGAGGACGACGGUGCAGAGGCUGGUGGUGAUAAAAGUAGAAUUAAGGGAUUCCACAUUGCAUCCUUCACUACCAUACUUGGCUCCUUAUCCUUUUCAAGGUUGUUCUGAAGAAUGCAAUUCGGCAACCUUUAAUAGAAGGUCACGAAAUAAGCAAGGAACGAGACCGAGUACCGCUCCUGCAACGCGGAAGGGGCUCCCUACAGGUAGCUAUUUGUAAUUUUGAAUCUGAUGGGGAUUCGUCUUGGUAGCAUCAAUUUUUUUUGACGUAAUUAGUUGGAUGCCGAUUUCAUAAUCAUGAAAGACUGACUGCGAAAAGUAUUUCACGUCCUGGACGAAUCAAAUAUUCAUAGGACCUCUCUGACUCUACCCCAUCCCCACCACAGGUCACGCUAGUACGAGCGCAAUCGCUGUUGAGGCAAAAGCGUCGAAUCAUAUGAGACCACAAGGUUCUUCUAGUACCGCUGCUGCUGGUGCACCACCUCCUACGAAUCUACAGCCUCUUCUCUACUAUCAACACAAUAACGAGCAGGGGAAGGAGCAGCCAGAUCUUUCUACUCCACAUGCGAGGUUGGCUGCUGAUCGUGCGCUAUUGACUAGUCGUCGCAGUCUCGAAAAGUUUGGGGCGACAAACAUCAAAACGUCAAAAAGCAACCUGAACCUGUUGAGAGCAUCAGACGGUCUUUCAUCAACAGUAGAUGGAGUCUACAGAAGUCGCAGGCGUUUCAACGCAGCGUCCAGGGUGCAUGAAACUAGACAAAACGAAAACACAAAACAUAUUUGACCUCACAUCUACAACUAGACGAGUGACAUUAAUUCAUAUGUUGAGGUUUAUUUGAGCUUACUUUCCAUUUGGUUAAAAACAUCUAUUGGUAUCGACAUUUCUUGGGCCAUUAUCAUAGUGACACCAUUUACUUAUAUUUUUUGGAUAUGUUGAGGAGCUAAGUGUAAGUAUGAAGCGACGACAUUUGCUUCAGGGCUGUGUAUUCAUGUCAUGUGUAGUUUUAGUUUUUAUCCGCAAUUUCAGCUUGGUGUUAGAAGUCUUCAUCAUGUCUGAAUCAAAAGGGUUCUCGUCUCUCCUAUGUAUUGCUCCUGCUAAUGCAAUAUUUUUUUCGAUCCGACUGGACUAUUCCAAUGCCGAUUUAGUUUCCUACUUUUUCCUCGGGCUUGCUCUGCAUUGCUGACUGUCCCCGAUCAUUCCCCUCUUCCCCACUUUUUUUGCCUCUCGCGCUGAUUCAUUAAGAUACAACUCAGUCGAAUCAGAUUCCCAGCUUGUCAUAAGAUCUCCAGCAGUUGUAGUAUUUUCAUUUCUGCAGCAAACGAAUUCAAGAGUCAGUUCUAGGUAGGAGCAGCGGCUGCAUUACCGCUGCUGCUUAGUACCAC
Amoebophrya sp. A25 is the source of this 2537-nucleotide messenger RNA. NCBI's taxonomy places the organism in Eukaryota, Dinophyceae, Syndiniales, Amoebophryaceae. The record is from the annotation of a GenBank genome assembly.